Galleria mellonella (greater wax moth) is the source of this 1219-nucleotide messenger RNA. RefSeq names its product 23 kDa integral membrane protein-like. Gene Ontology annotation, cellular component: membrane. The record is from RefSeq and is a predicted model, not a curated record. The transcript is spliced from 6 exons. The coding region runs from base 16 to 969 and encodes 317 amino acids. NCBI's taxonomy places the organism in Eukaryota, Metazoa, Arthropoda, Insecta, Lepidoptera, Pyralidae.
GAGCAUCAGUGAUGGAUGAUAGAACGUGUUAGGUGCUUGCUACUGAUUGUUGUUUACAAAAUGACGUCUCCAAUACCAAACAGUCGAAUAAUGAAGUUUACAAAAACGGAAACGGAAUAUAAUAUGAAAUCUAUAAGAUUUCUGUUGCUGACCAUAACAACGAUGUUCAUUAUCAUCGGAGGCCUAAUGAUAGUGCUCGGUAUUUCGGUAUAUAGUCACUACCACAGCUUCUCUUACUUCUACGAGAGCACAAUGAGUGGCAGAUUCAUCACACCCUCAGUGCUGAGCGUGUUUCUUGGUCUGGUGCUUUUGCUUGUUACAUGUUUUGGCUUCUGUGGCAGUUUGAAGCAAAGCACUUGUAUGGUUAAUUUUUACGCACUGUUACUUGGUUUCAUCCUAUUAAUUAAGUUGAUCAUCGUCAUUCUGGCAUUCACAAUAGAUGCAGAGACAAUGAUGAAUUACAUAUAUUUCCCAAUAGAUUAUUAUGAAGCCGACAUUGAAAUUCAAGCUGAAAUAAAUAGUUUACAAACGACGCUAAACUGUUGCGGUAGCAGUUCUUACCUUGAUUACGCUGGUAUGGAACUAUCUGGUAACGAAACGGUUAUGUACAAAAGUAGUACUGAAAACGAAAUCAUCUUCAUGGAUAUUCCAAAAAGUUGUUGUAUUAUUGCGGACGGUAACAUGUGUUUGAGGGUGCGAUCGAUAGGCUGCAAGAGGGCGCUGAUCGGUGCUUUGGUACAGAACGCCAGCGUGCUGGGUGUUUUGGGUGUCUCAGUAAUGUUCAUAAUGUUACUUGGAAUAGUGUUUGCGUUGCUGUUGGCACGGUCCAUUAGAAAAUACAAAAGUGAGAAAAUCAUGUUACAGUGGAAAAUAAGGGAGCAAAUAAUUAUGGCUCGCGAGAAAGAACUCCAGAAGACAGAUGACAACCAAACUAUGUAUAUCACUGCACCGGAGUCUAGUGUGGCUUAAUGUUUUAACUAAUUUUAGUUCUUUUUAAGUAGAAUUCCGUCUAUAAAUCCUCUCUACGUGUCACAGCUGUUACAAAGUUGAGGUACUGUGUAACUUUUUUAUGAGGGGAUCUCAAAACAAUGUUACAUACGAAGAUAUAUAGAACAAAUGUCGUCUUGUAAUUAUAUUGUGAUAUCAAUGUAUUGUACUAUUAUGAUUUAUCAUAAUUAAAAGAGAAUAUAUAUUGUUAAAUAUAUUUCAUUGCUCUUCA